CCUCACCAAUAACAAUUAUACAACAGCUGCCCCUCUCCCCGCCCCCUUCGGCAAGUAUUGCGCAUGCGCACUGUGCACACCUCUCUCCUUCACCGUGUCCUACUUCAGUCCGAUCAGAAGCGCCGUGCUUAGUGCUUCUCACAACGAAACGACGCCAUGGCUGUUCCUCCUGCGUACGCCGACCUGGGCAAGUCUGCCAAAGACAUCUUCUCCAAGGGCUACGGUUUCGGGACCGUGAAGCUGGACCUGAAGACAAAGUCCCAGAGUGGAGUUGUAAGUUUCAACACCUCUGGCUCCAGCAACACAGACACAGGUAAAGCUGCUGGUACCCUGGAGACCAAGUACAAGGCCAAGGACCUGGGCCUGAGCUUCAGCCAGAAGUGGAACACCGACAACACCCUGACAUCCGAGAUCACCCUGGAGGACCAGUUGGCUCAGGGGCUGAAGCUGACCUUCGACACGUCAUUUGUGCCAAAUACGGGGAAGAAGAGCGGGAAGCUGAAGACUGGGUACAAGCGGGACUACAUGAACCUGGGCUGCGACGUGGACUUCGACUUCGCGGGCCCCACGGUGCACGCCGCCGCCGUGCUGGGGUACGAGGGCUGGCUGGCCGGGUACCAGAUGGCCUUCGACACCGCCAAGUCCAAACUGGCGCAGAACAACUUCGCCCUGGGCUACAAGGCCGGGGACUUCCAGCUGCACACCAACGUGAAUGAUGGGACGGAGUUCGGCGGCUCCAUCUACCAGAAGGUGAGCGACCAGCUGGAGACGGCGGUGAGCCUGGCCUGGACCGCCGGCAGCAACAACACCCGCUUCGGCAUCGGCGCCAAGUACCAGCUGGACAAGGACGCGUCGCUGUCUGCCAAAGUGAACAACGCCAGUCUGGUGGGAGUCGGGUACACACACACCCUCAGGCCAGGAGUGAAGGUCACUCUCUCCGCGCUGGUCGACGGCAAGAACUUCAACGCCGGGGGACACAAGGUGGGGCUCGGGUUCGAGCUGGAGGCGUAGGGAAGGCGGAGAACCCGGGAAACAAGGAACCCCUUGGCGAAGAGCUGGGAGAACGAGUCACCAAGCCCCAGAGUCCCCUCCGAGCGAGGAACCACACACACACAUGCGCACACACACACACACAUGGAUACAGACACACACACACACGUGCACACACACACAUGGAUACAGACACACACAGACACGCACACGUGCACACACACACACACACACACACACACACACACACACAGACAGACACUGUAACACACACACACACACAGAGCACAGUUUUGGCCUUAACCCUGAAGUCCUCAGUACACCUCUUGACAAACCCGUACUGCAACAAAACCUGGCGAGACUCGCACUCCUUGCAGGUUUCCAUGCCGACUGCCGACCUCCAUUGUGAUGUCACUCCGUUAACGCGGCCUCUGUCUCUCACCAGUUGACCCGGAAAUAUUUAAGUGGAAAUAGGAGAAACUGUAUGCAGUUUUGAUUAGGUAUUUUUUUUCAUAGGUGGGAUGGAUAGAAGGCAGUUUGUGUAGGAGAGCAUGGCCUGUCUUUCAGGGGGGGGUUAUUGCAUAUUUACCUGUAGCUUUGAUUUUGUUGUUAAUUCACCUGCCUGUGUUUGUGCAGAAGAGAUGAAAGUCAGUUUUUUUUUUUUUUUUCUUUUUUUGUGUGCUAUUGAUUCAAACAGCAUAUCAAUGAAGCCUGGGAGUUGUGUUGUUGAAGCGGUGACUUGUUUUUAAAUAAAAUACUACUUUAAAUCAA
Anguilla rostrata (American eel) is the source of this 1761-nucleotide messenger RNA. RefSeq names its product voltage-dependent anion channel 3 (gene vdac3). Gene Ontology annotation, molecular function: voltage-gated monoatomic anion channel activity. Bases 157 to 1011 code for a protein of 284 amino acids. The record is from RefSeq and is a predicted model, not a curated record. Gene Ontology annotation, cellular component: mitochondrial outer membrane. The transcript has 9 exons. Lineage: Eukaryota; Metazoa; Chordata; Actinopteri; Anguilliformes; Anguillidae. Gene Ontology annotation, biological process: monoatomic anion transmembrane transport.